Messenger RNA from Ilyonectria robusta, 153 nucleotides. RefSeq lists its product as uncharacterized. NCBI's taxonomy places the organism in Eukaryota, Fungi, Ascomycota, Sordariomycetes, Hypocreales, Nectriaceae. The transcript has a single exon. The annotation marks the transcript as partial. The record is from RefSeq and is a predicted model, not a curated record.
UAUACUGACAAGAAUAUUACUGCUGAGAUUCUUGAGAUUAUUAGGUUAUUUAGUAUUAAGAAUAAGAUUGGUUAUUUUAUUCUUAAUAAUAUAGUAAAUAAUAAAAUAGUAAUAUUAGAGAUUGUAGAAGAGCUAAAGUUUAAUCCGAUUUAA